AUGAGCCUUGGCUUAGACAUUGAAGUAGUAACUCGGUACAUAGUUACAGUUGAAAUGAGCCUUGGCUUAGACAUUGAAGUAGUAACUCGGUACAUAGUUACAGUUGAAAUGAGCCUUGGCUUAGACAUUAAAGUAGUAACUCGGUACAUAGUUACAGUUGAAAUGAGCCUUGGCUUAGACAUUAAAGUAGUAACUCGGUACAUAGUUACAGUUGAAAUGAGCCUUGGCUUAGACAUUGAAGUA
Messenger RNA from Loa loa (African eye worm), 243 nucleotides. RefSeq lists its product as hypothetical. The record is from RefSeq and is a predicted model, not a curated record. The transcript has a single exon. Lineage: Eukaryota; Metazoa; Nematoda; Chromadorea; Rhabditida; Onchocercidae. The annotation marks the transcript as partial.